This is a messenger RNA of Prinia subflava (tawny-flanked prinia), 7890 nucleotides long. RefSeq names its product sperm antigen with calponin homology and coiled-coil domains 1 (gene SPECC1). Gene Ontology annotation, cellular component: filamentous actin; microtubule organizing center. The transcript is spliced from 14 exons. NCBI's taxonomy places the organism in Eukaryota, Metazoa, Chordata, Aves, Passeriformes, Cisticolidae. Bases 16 to 3171 code for a protein of 1051 amino acids. Gene Ontology annotation, molecular function: protein binding. The record is from RefSeq and is a predicted model, not a curated record. Gene Ontology annotation, biological process: actin cytoskeleton organization.
UUACUCGGGAAGAAAAUGAAGAGUAGUGCCAGGCCUUGGAGUGCAAUAGCAAAGCAAGGGAGCCAUGGGGUUGACAGAGGAAAACCUCUUUCCACCACCUCCACAGGAAUGAAGACAUCCAAAUCCUCCUCCUCCCUUGCCUUUGAAUCCCGGCUCAGCAAGCUGAAGCGGGCGAGCAGCGAGGACACGCUCACAAAACCUGGGGCAGCAGCAGCAGCCUCGGGAGUCUCCAGGCUGAAGAAGACCAUCACAACAGGAGCCAUUUCAGAGCUUGCUGAGAGUCGGCUGAAGCCCAGCACAGGAACAGUUCCGUCUGCGAAGCGCACGGGGAUCCCCGCACCCCGGGAAUUGUCCUCCUCUGUGUCCAGGGAGAGAGCUGUGCUGCGUGGUCAGGCCAACACCAGGAAAACACAGCCCAGCCCCACCUCUUCUGGUGCACCAACUCCUACCAAACACGUGCGCCCCACCAGCAAGUCCAAGCAAGAGAAUGAAACCGGUGACAAGGCUGUUCUGGAAUCUCAGGUUAAAGAACUCCUGGCAGAAGCAAAGACAAAAGAUUCGGAAAUCACCAAACUUCGUUGUGAGUUGAAGAAAUGCAAAGAGAAAGGGUCACUCAGUGCUGAAGGAAUGGGUGCUUCCAACCAAAAUUUAGAAACAGUGUCGCCUGUUGACAUAGAUCCAUUAAUAAGGACCCUUCAGGAGAAAAACAGGACUUUCCAAAAAGAGCUUGCUAGCCUGGGAGAAGAAAACCGUGCUUUGAAAGAGAAAUUGCUUUAUCUGGAGAACUCCCCUCUCUCAGACACAACCACAAGCAGUGGAGGCGACAGCAGCCUCCCAACCCCAACUACCCAAGAGUCAAGUUUUGGAAGCCCAUCCAAGAACGUGUCGAGGGCUGAGGCGGAGGAGCACAGGCAGCACGGGAGCGCCGGUGCCCUGAGGAAUUCCAGCUCUUCCAGCAGCGAUGUCACCAAAGCCUCCCUGUCACCCGACGCGUCCGACUUCGAGCACAUAGCAGAUGUCCCUUCCAGGCCAGCAUCCACCAGCAGCAACCACUUCAAAGGCUCCAAGUGCUCCACUGCAGGAAGUUCUCCAAACAAUAUCAGCGACCUCUCCGUUGCGUCUCUCACGGAGAGAAUACAAAAGAUGGAGGAGAAUCACCACAGCACAGCAGAAGAGCUGCAGGCCACUUUGCAGGAGCUGUCGGAUCAGCAGCAAAUGGUGCAGGAGCUGACAACAGAGAAUGAGAAGCUGGUGGAGGAGAAAGCUCUCCUGGAGACUUCCUUCCGUCAGCACAGAGAUAGAGCCGAGCAGCUGAGCCAGGAAAAUGAGAAGCUCAUGGCUCUCCUCCAAGAGAGAUCCAAGAAUGAAGCUCAAGAGGAGAAGGUCCUCGAACUGGAACAGAAAUGUGCAGAAGUUCUUGAAAAUGCACAGUUUGAAAGAGAGAAACUGCUCAACAUUCAACAACAAUUAACCAGCAGUUUGCGAAGCUUAGAAAGGGAGCAUCAGGAUGCCCAGCAGGUGAUAAAGAGCCUGAGAGAAGAAAAUGAGAAGUUGCUUAAACUUCUAGAAGUGGAGCAGCAGAGCAACAGCACAGUGACAGAAAGUCUGGAGGACUGUAAAAUUGCCUUGGAAGGUCUGAAAAUCGAGAAUGGCUCUCUCAAAACUCAGCUGGAGAAUGAGAAACAAAAGGCUGCAGAAAUCAACGUGAUGGGCUGCACCUCUGACAACUCAGAGGUGCAGGAGAUGCUCAAAGUAGCCCAUGCAGAAAAGGCUCAGUUAGAAGCCUCUUGCACUGAGCUGAAACAAGAGCUGCUGAAGGCAAACAGUGAACUGAAGCACAUUCAGGGGCUGCUCUCUAAGGCUGAGAAUGAGUAUGGUCAACUAAAGGAGGUGUGUGACCGACAGGCUGAGCAACUGAGCAGAACCAGCCAGAAGCUGCAGGAGAAGACAUCAGAGAAUGAAGCAGAUAUCAAAAACCUGAAAGAGACCAUUUUCGAGUUGGAAGACCAGGUGGAACAACAUCGUGCUAUAAAACUCCACAACAACCAGCUCAUCAGUGACCUAGAAAGUAAAGCAAUGAAGCUGGAAGAACAAAAACAAGAUACAGAGAGGCAGCUGAAGGCUCUGACUAAGCAGAUGAAGGAGGACACAGAGGAGUGGAGGCGUUUCCAGGCUGACCUGCAGACUGCAGUGGUUGUAGCCAAUGACAUAAAGUGUGAAGCUCAGCAGGAGCUCCGUGUGGUGAAGAGGAAGCUGCAGGAGGAGGAGGAGAAGAGUGCCAGGCUGCAGAAGGAGCUGGAUGAAGUGAAGGGCAGCAACAGGCUGGCAGCUGAGGAGGUGGAUUCCCUGGAGUCAGAGGCAGCCAGCCGCUGGCAGGGGGUCUGCCUCAGCAGAGCAUCUCCCACGCCUCCAGAGUCUGCAGCCACUGUGAAGUCACUGAUAAAGUCAUUUGACCUGGGAUGCUCAGGUAGCAGUGGACAAAAUAUCCCAGUUCACAAGGUGCCCAGGAGCCCUCUCAGUGGAAUUCCAGUGAGGACAGCCCCAGCAGCUGCUGUUUCCCCAAUGCAGAGACAUUCUGUGUAUAACAAUGCCAAGCCAGCCAGCAAGGGCAUUGCCAGACAUGCAGAUCUGUCAGACCUCCCUCUGGCAGACCUUCUGAAGGGGAGGAACGAGGAGCUGAAACCAGACCAUUACCUCCGCAAAAGCCCCUCCCUGGAAUCCCUGAGCAAACCCCCCAUGGCCUUCAGCAGCAGGAUGCUUUCCUCUACCCCCAGCUGCUUGAAACCCCAAAGCAAACUCAGUGUGGAGAGAAAAGACCCCCUGGCAGCCCUGGCUCGGGAGUAUGGGGGUUCCAAGAGGAAUGCUUUGUUGAAAUGGUGCCAAAAGAAGACUGAAGGUUACCAGAAUAUUGAUAUUACCAACUUCAGCAGCAGCUGGAGUGACGGGCUGGCCUUCUGUGCUCUCCUGCACACAUAUUUGCCUGCACAUAUUCCCUACCAGGAGCUCAACAGCCAGGACAAGAAGAGAAAUCUGCUGUUGGCAUUUCAAGCUGCUGAAAGUGUGGGCAUCAAACCCAGUCUGGAGCUCAGCGAGAUGCUGUACACGGACCGGCCCGACUGGCAGAGCGUCAUGCAGUACGUGGCCCAGAUCUACAAAUACUUUGAGACCUGAGCUGCAGAGCAAGAGGUGGACACACGUGGGGAAGAGAACAAAGAAUGCUACAGAUGCACUCGAUCACUUUAAAAACCUGCUUGCUCCUCUUCCACAACCAACCUAAGCUCUUCCGUAGUUUUGAUUCCAUCUGGGACUGCAACCAAAUAAUUCCCUGUUGUCCACCUUUGCAAACCAAAUCCAUUGGUAAGUUUACUUGCAAAGCGUUUCCAAGCACACAUGGGAUAUUUCUGAAGAGGAUCCCUUGGGCUAGCAACAUUUGCCGUGACAGGAGACCUGCUAUACAAAGAAGUUUUGAGUCAAUGUGGACUAUGCUGGCACUCAAAGCAGGCUGGGAGAUGAAUAUUAAUACAAAAGCUCACAAAAAUGCUCUUCUUGCCAAAAACAUGCUUAACUCAUCCCAUGUACAUGUUGUUUUCUUGCCUCCAUAUAUUUUAUAAAACACCUUGACAGAUACACUUAAGUUGUAGAACCCGGAGUUACUGUCACACAUCUCACCCAAUAACUGCACUAAUUUACUCAUAGCAUAACCAGCAGGAUGGUAACAGGGUCAUUUGUAACUCAGAAACCACCCUCUGUUCAUCACCAGUUAGUGAAAUAACUCUGAAAGAUCCUGUUAGGUGCUGGGACUUCAUUUCAGCUCAAACAGAAGCAAUCUCUUUGAGGAAAAAUAGGUUAAUGACUCCAACUUCAUUACUUGAUUACUCCGGGAAGCCAGAGCUUGGUUUCCUGGUUGACUGUGCAGGCACAACUAUCACAGGAACAUUGCAAAUGCAAUUUAAUAGCUUUAGUUUGGAAGGUGACAGUAAUCAGGUGAGCAAUACAGUGACAUCUCAGAUUUUUUGUGGAUUGAGUGGAGUAACUUCUUCCUUCUGUGCUGCUGCUGUCUGGUCAGCACAGCGAUGUCAUUGGUGCCAGCCUGUGCCCUGGGCCAUGAAAUACAUCCCACAGAGCACUGGUACAGGCUUGGAAAUGAUGUUAUGCUGUAAAGAACACAGCCAUAUAUCAGUACCAAUGGAAGGUGCAAAAUUCACUCACAAAAUUCACUCCACAAAUUACAAACAACGUAACUGGAACCCGUCUGCCAUGGAAAUCAGGUGCCACAGAGCAGCUUCCCACCUCAGUAAUGCUGUUAGGAGAAUGUCUGAGACACUGCUAAAUGUCCUUUAUUCUGGAUCUCUCAUUUCACCUGAUGAAGUUCAUUUUUGUGUUUGUCUCCAAGGAUGGAAGCAUCCAACAGGCUGCUGGAUUUGUUCUAGGAGCAGGUCUGGGAGAGCAUGUAAAGGCUGCCUGGCUGCUUUAGGGCAUGCUGGUAGGACAAAGUUGGUGUUUAGUUACUGUGCUUAACCCUGAUGCUUUGUGGACAUUAGUCCUAGGGAGCUAGGGAUCAUUUCUCUCUUGCAAAAAACACUAGUGCUCACUGCACCUACCUCCUGGAAAAAGGCUCAUGAAAUGGAAAUGAGAGAUUUCACAGAAUAAAAUCGGUUUCAGACUUUCAAGGGCUUUGCAGGUGGCUGAUCUCAGCCUCUGGCUCCCCAUAGUGCUUUGUUGUUUGAUUUGAUUUUACUUUGUAAUGCUAUUAAAUUAAUAAACAACAUAUUUCAGACUUGGUGUCCUCACAGCAAAAUACAGGAUUCAGGAAAAGAUGGUAGAGCCCAGGGCCAGGGAGUGCUUAGAACAGAGAGGAUGCUGGAGGAAGGCAGUUUUGGGGGAGGAGAAAAUCAUCACUUGCUCUUGGUUUUAGUCUGAAAUUUAUUCUAAUCCAUUGCCUCUGGGAAAGUCCAAUUCCACUCUUUGGAGAGGCUGUGUGAUAAAAAUGGACAGGGAAGUGCCCUGCCAGUGCCCCUGCACACUGUGAGUGCUGCCACAGGCAGUUCUUGCAGAGGAGCCCUUCCUAUGUGGAAUUCACUCUCCAGGAUUUCUCAGCACACCCUGCUGUCCACAGAGAACCCAAGAUGAGUUGCUCUCCCUGCUCUCAGAUACAGGAUAAGAUGGAAGAGGAAAACUCUGCUGAGCAAAGUUCCUUGAGGCACUUACACUGCACAGCCCUGUUGCCUCGUGGAUGCAGCAGCUCUUUUCCCUGGAGGUGUCCCUUGGCAGGGAGCCCAAUUCUCUCCAGCAGGCUGUAGUUCAAAGCUGGAGUGAAGUCAGCACAGAAAAUUCCAUAUUCCUCAGUGGGCUUUGGAUUGGGCACUUGCAGGGAUGAGAAAAACACUUUUAAUUCCCAGUGUCUGGUAAACAUCUCAAAGGCAGAGUAAAUCAUGUAAAAAAAAGGGGAAUUUUAACCCUGUGGUCACUGGAAGAGUGUCCAGUGUGGCUCAGUGUCCACUGGGUGUGUGUUACCUCCUGUGAGAGCAUCCCCUGCUCCCAGGGCUCUUCUGAUACUGCUCUGUCUCUCCAAGGCUCAUGAUACCCCAACAGACCAUUCUGUGGGAUCCAGCAGCUUUUUUUUUUCCUAAAUAUUUGUGCAAAACAAUGUUUCUGUCAUCUCUUUGCAGCCUGCUCUCCCAUGCCCUCCAGUAGCAUAAUUCUAUCCAAUUCUAGUGGUAUAUUUCUAAUUUUUUUACAUAGCUAGGAGUUAGAACACAAAGUUGUAGUAGGGAAGAAGAUACUUGGUUUUACCUUUUUUUCAGUGUUACUGUUCUGUCCUCAAACCUGCAAAACAUCUCAUUUUGAUACUUUGAGAGAUGCUUUUCCAGAUUUUUUUAAAACUAAGGAUAUUUUUUCAUUUAACUGUUACAAUAUUGGGGGGUCUUCCUUUUAAACCUUGCACAGUUACAUUUCUAGACCUGGAUUUUCACAAGUUGCUGCUGUUUUUUCAUGCUGCCUUAAAAUUUCAAUACGAAUUUAAAUUUAUCCUACACAACAUGCUGCAGACUGGCCUGGUUUUCAAAGACUCCACAGGCCCUUGUGAGACAUCUCAGAUCAGAGCUGCAGAAUUAAAGCUCGAGCUGCCUUUAAAGUUAGGGAAUUUAGUUAAGUUAAGCAAGAGGGUAUAUGGAUAGUCUUUAUAGAAGUCCUGAGAAUUCUCUGAAAGUGUCCUGGAUGUGAUGAUAUGACAAGGAUGGUGUUGAGCAGUAGAUUUGCCUGAACUGCCUAAAUCCUUUCUGACUCUGCCUCUUAGGAGUAAUGGAUCUUUCCCUGGUGUGCAGGCAGAUAAAUCUUGUCCCCUGCUCUCUGAAUUGUCACUCACAGGCACCACCUGCCCCUGCCCCUGGGUGUGCCUGGGGAGUCUGUGGGACUGCAGGGAACCAAGGAGCUGAUUUGGGAUGAGCAUGUGAGAAGAAGGGUCAGGAAGGGGUUUCAGUGCCAGUCCAUGCAGGGAUGUGGCAGCGUGUGGCUGUUGUACUGUAGUGUCAGAAAGGAGAUUUGAGUGUGCGAGGUGCAGCCUGGCUCCUGGGAUUUCAGGUGACACAGAGAAGGUGCACAUUGUUUCAUGGCUUGGGAAGGUACAGAGGUGUGAGGAGCGAGCCCAGAGUCAGCCCUGUGAGGAGGUUUUCUAAAAGGGCUGAGGAGCUUUUUCAGAAAGUUCCUGGUGAGACAGGGAGAGCCCAGCAUGUGAGGAGAGGGACAGGGGACAGACACAGCUGGGGCUCUUUGACAGCAAAGGACGUCAGAGAAUCUGUGUGGGCUGUCAGGUUGAGGGACAUUCCUCCUAAGAGUGCAGCCUGGGGGGUCUGAGCAGAUGAGGAGAGAACACAGCACAGGGGCUGCCUUUGCCAGGCUCCCCUUCUGUGCCCGUGACAGUCGUGGCAACACGAAGGGGACAAAGAGUUCCUGGUCCUUCCUGCACUGCAGCAAGGCAGCCGUUCUAAGCAGAGGGAUUUGGGGCUUAAGCAGGGCCCCUUUGAGUUUUGGCAAUUUCAUUUCUAUGAUCUGAAGUUGGUUUUUACAGGUUUUCUCUCUUGUUUUGUAUGUGCAACCAGUUCUGUGCAAGUUUUCUAUCCGCACCAAAUGCAAGCGGGCAGAAUGAUUGGUUAUUCCCAGUUUAAUUCCUGACCUGGAACUCCUCAAAACUCCACCUUUUGGCUUCCCUGACUUUCCCCCUUCUUUGACAAUGACCACACGAGCCUGGGCUUGUUGGUUUGUUCAUACCUCCCUCAUCCUGCUGUGCUGGGGGUGCCAGCAGCAAGGAUCUGACUGGGCCAGCUCUUGGCAAGGCUGAAGCUUUGUGCAUCUGCUCACAGGCAGGGGCUGUAUGGGAUGAGAUUAUGCAUUUUCCUGUCACAAGAGGGCUUUUUGCCUAAAAAGACUCAGGGCAUGGAGCAUUGAGACAUUUUUAAACCCAGCAAUAAGUUCUACUAUGCUCAGCUAUGUUGGUUUGUACCAACUCCAGUGCCAUCGACGCUCGCUCACCGACAAGGUGCAGAACCAGCUUCUCACUGAACUGCAAGUAACUUUUUUUUUCUCAACUGAUGGUCUCUCAAUUUUUGACUUGCACGUGUGCCAAGUCCCAUUGGGCAGAGCUGGACACAAUGUUUUUAUUGACUCUUGGUCCAGGCUUGAGUUUGUCAUACGGGAUGAUCACCUCUGACAGUUUUAGCUUUCCCUGUUGGGUACAGAUGUUACAUCGUAAUCUAAUUUAUACAAAGAGCACAUUAGAAUGUACAUACUAAGCAUUGCAGAUUUGGACAUGCUAAUAUUUAAAUAUUAACAUUAUUAAAAUGUAUGAUGCAAAAAUCUGUGUAAUAUUUCUAAUAAAUCUUUUUCUGUUUCUGA